Molecule: messenger RNA, 3030 nt
Organism: Exophiala bonariae
Lineage: Eukaryota; Fungi; Ascomycota; Eurotiomycetes; Chaetothyriales; Herpotrichiellaceae
Exons: 1
Coding region: 1-3030 (1009 amino acids)
Source: RefSeq, a predicted model, not a curated record
AUGGCCUCGCUGCCCAGCACCUCUCCUUCCCCCUCAAGCCCGAUGGCUACAUCGAUUCCAACGGAGUUACCAAGCGAUCUUUCGCCCUUUGAAAUGUUAAUCACCUGUAAUCCGCCCAUCCUUGACUCCCUUCUCGCCCAACUACCGACUACGUCCAUUUUCUAUCUCUACCAAACCUCGGCCUUCUUGAGAGACUUCUUAUCUAAAUCUCCAACUUCCUGGCGGUACAUCUCAUGGCGUCUGUAUCAGCCGUCGAUUUCCACUGCGGCCGUCACGAAUAAUGCCGUUGGGCAGCGUCAGUCCAGUAACUAUGCACUCGACCAGAUCCUUCUCAAUGUCAUCAAUCCAUUCAGUACCAGAUUAUUCAGCCUGGAGCUGGACAAUACGGCAGUCAGCGGAGCCACAUUAACCUCUACCGUGCUUGUAUUGAGAAGGGAUACAUUGACCCAUGUUUCGGUUCGCGGAUGUAAGAACGUCUCGCUGAAAUAUCACAUCAACCCUUACCUCCAACUUCAUGCACUAGCCCGCGCACAUGACACUCCGACGAGUCAUGGUUCAACUCCUUUCGGACAACUUGCUCUGAAAAGCUUGUAUACAUACAGAUGUCGUCACCACAGGAGGAGGCCGUACCUUCCCAGCAGCCUGGCGCGCAAAGAAAGCGACAGCGAACCCACCCACGAACUGGUGUUGACGUGUCAUAAACUUGGUAUAUGGACCGAUACAGCUUGGUGCACCACUCCCGGUGCACGCUGUUAUCGUCGCCGAGGCUAUGUCAAGAUGCGAAUGCCUCAAGAUCCACGAGAAGUGUGGGUGGUUUAUGAUCGGUUAUGGCGCAGCAGGAACUGGCUCGGUCCUACCGACUCUACAAGGGAUCCUACUACUACUCCUGGUAGAAAACGAAAGCGUGAUGUUCGAAGCUGGGAAUUUGAUGAAGAAGCCAUGAAUGGCGAACCUAUUGGUACAGGACCAGAAGCAAAACCCACGCCCGCGCACGAGCGCCUGUCGCAUAGGAAGUUCAUUGAGAAUAUCACCUGCCAUAAUUGCUCAGCCGAGAUCCUUGAAAGAUGUGAGCAAUGCUCGGUCAUGAUGCAUUGUGCUGGUUGUCGCAAAACAUUGUGUGCCAGUUGUGCUUUUGACAGACCUUAUUUACGCAACAAAAUGGCUCCAGAGGAGGACAAAAACAAAUUUUGGUGGGCACCUGGCUGUGCAGUAUCUCCCUGCUCGAUGCAGGAUCAGGAUUUGCCACCUCCUGGUGCCGUCAAUGGAGUCCCUGUCGCCAAUACAAACACCCUUCCUAAUAUCAAGUUCAAGUGGUGUUGUACUGAGCCUGUCUUCUCCGGAGGUGGGGGGAUAACUUUUGGAGGUAUCUCCCAUCGCGAAACCGACCAAAUCCGUGCCGCACCGUUACCACCAGGCCAUGGGUGGGAAGACCCAGAGUUCAGCACUGAUCGAACAGAUAUGGAGGUGACUGAACCUCGAUUUCCGACCUUUUCUCCCCAAAACAGCACGGGCGAGGCCAUUGGUGGACGGUGGUGUUCCAUCGAUGGUCUUUUCCGGACCGCAGGCUCAUUGAGCUCUGGAGAUCAUCACUCAGUCUCUGUUCCACGAAUACUCUGUGAUGAAUGUUAUACUUCGGAUCAUUGGAAAUUAAAGUGUCAAGCCUGUUUUACGUCAUUGUGUCUCAAACACGACAUCGGAGACCGCGUUAAGGCCCGGAUCUGUGGCUUCAAAGAUCUUGCCGUUGAAAAACAGGAAUACAAGUCUCGUCAGAAGGCUAUCAAAAUAUUGGCAGCUUUGAUGCGUCAACGAAAAGAGAAAGCCUUGGCGAAGGGACGCUCCGCAGAAAAACUAUCAGGUUCUGAUAACAAUCGGGUGUUACCAUCAAUUAUUGCAACCACCGAGCCAAGCUCAAGUACCAAUGCGCCACCUCUCACUGCAGAACAGCCUACCGUUGUGUUUUCAGAGACAGCCGCCAUUGAGGCCGGGAUGGAAAAUCUGCUGAGAAACCUCCGUGCCCCUAUGCCUGAAUCAGAAUUUCCCCUGCGGCCAAGUUCUCCAGCAUCCAAUAGUUCUGGUGCUAUUUCCAGGUCCACUUCACCCACACCAUCGACUCACUCGAACUCACCCACUCCAGAACCAAGCUCGGCUCCCCGGCGACCAACACGACCUGCCAUGCAACCCAUACCACGUUGGCAAGGCUGUUUAUCCGUUUUCUGCACACUAAUCCGGGCUCCUGGUGAUCAUCGGCGACGGUGUACCGCAGUGAUGCGUCAAUGCGUUGAAUGUAAGACACACAUCUGUGGUGGCUGUGCAGAUUCAUUUGAGCCUCCGUGUCCGUGCAAGGGUUGCCGUGCUCCACAAUCGCAAGCCAUACCUUCUCCGCAGUUGGCACCAGCACCCGACAACGCGUCCGAAACUCCAUAUUUUUUCUGUCCCAACUGUAGGUGGCAUCGAAUGGAGAAUGGGAAAUGCAAGAAAAGGUCAGAAGCGUUUCUUUCGGCACAGCAGUCGGCCUCACUGAAGAAGUCAAAAAAGAAGAGGGGUAAAUUGCGAAAACCUGUCGAGGAACGGCGACUGGCUAGCAAUACGGUGGGCGGCUCUUCAAGUGAGGAGGAAGCCAUUGAUGGACUGGUGGAAUUCUUCAAUUGCCUCAAUGCACAACUCCACGGUAUACAAGUUCAUGAGAGUGGUGCAGCUGGUGCUCCCAGUUCCGCCUACGACGACCCUCUCGGAUACGCCAACCAAAAUGACAUUCAAGAGCUGGAAGACAUGGGCGCCUUGGCUCGAGAUCUGAUAUUUAGGAUUCAACGCCUAAGAGAUCAGUUUGUUCCCGGCUCACUGGCGGCACGUGCCUUACCAGAUAUCCGACUUCAGGAUGUGGCCGAGUCGGCCGAUGCUAUGAAUGUUAUUGCUACUCUAACUGAGAAUGAAGCCAAUGAUGCAAGACCAGACAUGACAGGCGCGAAUGCGAUUGAGCCUGACGAGCCCCUAGAAGAGGAAGCAGGAGAGCAAAUAUCGAGCGCAGAUUGA